GAAGAAUUCCCAUCAUUUUCCUUAAUAACAAACAUGACAUCAAUAUUUCUCUUUCAACUACCUCUGUCGGCGGGAUCUCCAUAUGGAGGUCAUCCGCAAAAGCUCUUUUCGAUGAAGACACCUUGCAGAAUAGCAGGAUGUAUCAACUACUGUCUACUAGUGUACUGUGACGGACAAAUGCGGCAUUUACUACCCCUCCUCCCACUUUCAGCUGCAUGAUAAUUGGUCUACACACCUUACAAUGCAUACAUUUCGCACGAUCGCUCCACCCAUGCCCUGACAAUCUUCCUUGCUAAGAUGGCACAUGCUGGUACGACAUGUCUACUGUGCGACCCCACCAUCCACGCAUGUGAAUAGCAUCCUCCAUAUCUACUUCCGUAUCUGCCACCUUUGUUUGCUCUCAAAACACAAGUUCAUCUCAUCAACUCUACUCCUCCUCAGUACACAUCAUUUCCUCUCACAUUUCAAACAUAUCAAAUCGCAAUAAUGGCCGGCGAAGCAAUGAAUGACGGAAAGUUCAAGCACAACCUCACUGAGGCUCCCACCUAUACAUCCAAGGUACUGCCCAUGUUUUCGCUGAAAGGACGAACUGCCAUCGUAUCUGGUGCAGGAGCGGGUAUCGGACUCGCUGUCGCGCAUGCGCUCGCCGAAGCUGGAGCUAAUGUCGCUAUCUGGUACAAUAGCAACAAGAAGGCUAUCCAAGAGGCGGAGAAAAUUGAAAAGGAAUAUGGUGUCACUUGUAAAGCAUACCAAGUCAAUGUUACCUCGUACGAAGCCGUGGAGCAGGCUGUCAACACCGCCGUAACUGAUCUCAAUGGGCGUCUCGACAUCUUCAUCGCAAACUCUGGAAUUCCAUGGAUCCAAGGUCCUGCCCUUGACGGAGAACUCGAUCAUUACAAGAAGGUUGUAACAACAGAUUUGGAUGGAACAUUUUAUUGUGCCCGUGCUGCAGGUCAACAUUGGCGCAGACAGAAGAAGGAGGGCACCACUCUUGACGGAAAGAAGUUGGAAGGAUUUAAGUAUGGAAGCUUUGUAGCAACCGCAAGUAUGAGUGGGCACAUUGUCAAUAUUCCACAGUUGCAAGCUGCAUACAAUGCUGCAAAGGCCGGUGUCAUCCAUUUAUGUAAAUCUCUCGCAGUAGAAUGGGUGGGAUUUGCGCGCUCCAACACCGUCUCCCCUGGUUAUAUUGCGACGGAGAUCUCUGAAUUUUGUCCGCCUGAGACCAAGGCUACUUGGAAAGAUAAGAUUCCUAUGGGCAGAGAAGGAGAGUCGCAUGAGUUGAAGGGCGCAUUUCUUUUCCUUGCCAGUGAUGCCUCAAGCUACUGCACUGGAACUGAUAUCAUUUGUGAUGGUGGUUACUGUUUACCAUAAGGAAAUAAAGACGAUGGAUGAUUGAUGAGGUGUUCAGGGUUUGGAAAUAUUGGGAUAGAUUAGACACCGUUGCUACGGUAUGAAAUGGAACUUUGAGAAUACAAUGAUAGCCUCCUUACUAUGAUUGGCAAUUAGAACUCUCCUUGCUUGGGUGCGAAAUUUAAAUAAUUUUUGCGGAAAUACCAAAUUUUUGGAUAGCUUCAAUCACCACCUACAGAACCCCACUCUACAUUUUGACACGUCUGACAGCUGUCAUAGAUGUGCAACAAACAACAACCCCGCCCACUAAAAUCCACUUUUAGGUAUUUGACAGCUGUCGCAGACGUGCAACAAAAUGUUUCUUUUGUAUUUGUUGUGUUCUAAUGGAUUUUGACACGUUUUGAAACAUAUGCUGUGGUUUUCUGGAGAAUUCUCAGAUCGAUCGAAAUGAAGGGGCGUUACCGAGGUAUGGGAAAGAGUUGGAGGAGAGAGUUGGAGGAGCGAGCGCAACUUUGUAAUAUAUGUUGGGGUCGCUUUGACA
Messenger RNA from Botrytis cinerea B05.10, 1891 nucleotides. RefSeq lists its product as hypothetical. Gene Ontology annotation, molecular function: oxidoreductase activity, acting on NAD(P)H, oxygen as acceptor. The record is from RefSeq and is a predicted model, not a curated record. The transcript is spliced from 3 exons. Lineage: Eukaryota; Fungi; Ascomycota; Leotiomycetes; Helotiales; Sclerotiniaceae. Gene Ontology annotation, cellular component: intracellular anatomical structure. The coding region runs from base 487 to 1371 and encodes 294 amino acids.